UUCAGGUCCCAACCGCCGCCAGGGCCGCUCCGCCCAGUGGAGCCUGUCCGGCCCCCUUGCUGUCCGCCUGCUCCCGCCGGCCGGCGCCAGCUGCCGGCGCCUGGGCACCGCGGGCGGGGUCGGAGCUGGGCUUCGUGACGCUGAAGCUGCCGUCCCCGCACGCUCAGACCAGGGCCUCCCUCUCGGGGCCGGGCCUGCGGCGGUGGCGUGGGCUGCGGAGCAGGGGAGCGAGCGGCCGCCGAGGCACAGCCAGCGAGCCGGCGGGGGCGGAAAAUGGCGGCGGCUUCGGAGGAGCUAAAUGGCGCCGGGACCCCUGGGGGUGGGGUGGGCCGGGAGCCUGGCGAGAGAAUCGCGCCCGGGAACGCGGAGAGUAAGGAAGCCCUCCUUGCUUUCGCUUGAUAGGCUCACCCCAAAAUAUGCUUUUUGGGACUGAUCUAGAACCUGCGUAUUCUCCGUGAAUCUCUUUAAUUGAUUGCAGUUGAGCUAGAUGGUGGAGCCAAAAUGCUAUUGCCCUGUCUUCAUCAACAGUUAAUCAAGUGUUGCAGAGGUAGGAACAUGGGGGAGAAACAAUCUGGAUAACAUGAAAGUGAUGCUGGUGGCUAAGGGAAAGCGACUCGAUUCUGUGGGAAGGGCUAUAGCUGAUCCAUCUGUUUUCUAGUUGGUAAAAAAAAAAGUAUGUGGACAAGACCAAAACUGAGUUAUUGAGUCAAGAACUUCAUUGAACAUUACAAGAUUUGAGUAUGAGCACAGUUGAAGAGGAUUCUGACACAGUAACAGUAGAAACUGUGAACUCUGUGACUUUGACUCGGGAUACAGACGGGAACCUCAUCCUUCACUGCCCUCAGAAUGAAGCUGAUGAAAUAGACUCAGAAGAUAGUACUGAACCUCCACAUAAAAGGCUUUGUCUGUCUUCUGAGGAUGAUCAAAGUAUUGAUGAUUCCACUCCUUGCAUAUCAGUUGUUGCACUUCCACUUUCAGAAAAUGAUCAGAGCUUUGAGGUGACCAUGACUGCAACCACAGAGGUGGCAGAUGAUGAGAUUACGGAGGGAACUGUGACACAGAUCCAGAUUCUACAGAAUGAGCAACUAGAUGAAAUAUCUCCCUUGGGUAAUGAGGAGGUUUCAGCAGUUAGCCAAGCAUGGUUUACAACUAAAGAAGAUAAGGAUUCCCUAACUAACAAAGGACAUAAAUGGAAGCAGGGGAUGUGGUCCAAGGAAGAAAUUGAUAUUUUGAUGAACAAUAUUGAACGCUAUUUGAAGGCACGCGGAAUAAAAGAUGCUACAGAAAUCAUCUUUGAGAUGUCAAAAGACGAAAGAAAAGAUUUCUACAGGACUAUAGCAUGGGGUCUGAACCGGCCUUUGUUUGCAGUUUAUAGAAGAGUGCUUCGCAUGUAUGAUGACAGAAACCAUGUGGGAAAAUAUACACCUGAAGAAAUUGAAAAGCUCAAGGAGCUCCGGAUAAAGCAUGGCAAUGACUGGGCAACAAUAGGGGCGGCGCUAGGAAGGAGUGCCUCUUCCGUCAAAGAUCGGUGCCGACUGAUGAAGGACACUUGCAACACAGGGAAGUGGACAGAAGAAGAAGAAAAGAGACUUGCAGAGGUGGUCCAUGAAUUGACCAGCACUGAGCCAGGUGACAUAGUCACACAGGGUGUUUCUUGGGCAGCUGUGGCAGAACGAGUGGGUACUCGCUCAGAAAAGCAGUGUCGUUCUAAAUGGCUGAACUACCUGAACUGGAAACAGAGUGGAGGUACUGAGUGGACCAAGGACGAUGAAAUCAAUCUCAUCCUCAGGAUAGCAGAGCUUGAUGUAGCUGAUGAAAAUGACAUAAAUUGGGAUCUGUUAGCAGAGGGAUGGAGCAGUGUCCGUUCACCACAAUGGCUUCGAAGUAAAUGGUGGACCAUCAAAAGGCAAAUUGCAAACCAUAAGGAUGUUUCAUUCUCUGUCUUGAUAAAAGGUCUUAAACAGUUACAUGAGAGUCAAAAAAACAACCCAACGCUUUUGGAGAAUAAAUCAGGAUCUGGAGGUCCAAACAGUAAUUCCAAUUCCAGUGUACAGCAUGUUCAGAUCAGAGUGGCCCGCUUGGAAGACAAUACAGCCAUCUCUCCAAGCCCCAUGACAGCCCUGCAGAUUCCAGUCCAGAUCACCCAUGUCUCUUCAGCGGACUCCCCUGCUGCUACUGUUGACUCAGAAACAAUAACACUAAACAGUGGAACACUACAGACAUUUGAGAUUCUUCCAUCUUUCCAUUUACAGCCCACUGGUACUCCAGGCACCUACCUGCUUCAAACAAGCUCAAGCCAAGGCCUUCCCCUAACGCUGACUGCUAGUCCCGCAGUGACCCUGGCAGCUGCGGCUCCUGCUUCUCCUGAACAGAUCAUUGUUCAUGCUUUAUCUCCAGAACAUUUGUUGAACACAAGUGAUAACGUCACAGUGCAGUGUCACACACCAAGAGUCAUCAUUCAGACAGUUGCCACAGAGGACAUCACCUCUUCCAUAUCCCAAGCAGAACUGACAGUGGACAGUGAUAUUCACUCAUCUGAUUUUCCUGAGCCUCCAGAUGCCCUAGAAGCCGAUACUUUCCCAGAUGAAAUUCAUCAGCCUAAGAUUACUGUGGAGCCAUCAUUUAAUGAUGCUCAUAUAUCCAAAUUCAGUGACCAAAAUAGCACAGAACUGAUGAAUAGUGUUAUGGUCAGAACAGAAGAAGAAAUCUCUGACACCCACCUUAAACAAGAGGACGCACCCUCCCCUUUAGCCCAGGCUUAUGUUACUGAGGAUUUAGGGUCUCCUACCAUAGAAGAACAAGUUGAUCAAACAACAAUUGAUGAUGAAACGAUACUUAUCGUUCCUUCGCCACAUGGCUUUAUCCAGACAUCUGAUGUUAUAGAUACUGUCUUGCCUUUGACAACACUAACAGAUCCUAUACUCCAGCAUCAUCGAGAAGAAUCAAACAUCAUUGGAUCAUCUCUGGGCAGUCCUGUUUCAGAAGACUCAAAAGAUGUUGAGGACUUGGUCAACUGUCAUUAGGUAAUUCUUAGAAACAGGUAGUUCAGGCAGAGAAGCCACACUGUUAAUUACAACAUCUCCAGAGAAAUAGGAGCAACCCCCAAGAGGCUUAAUUUACCAUUCCUCUGGCUUUUAAAUAGCGACAAUGCUCAAGCCACAUACAGUGUUGCUGCUAUGACUUUUUACCUCCUGUAAGCAUAUCAUCUGAGGUCUAGUCUUAUGACGGUGUGUAGGUGAAUGGAGCACUGCGGUCUUAACUGUAGAGAUCCCAGUGAUGAGUUACUUGUCAGCAGGGAAUUUCAUUCACUUUAGCUGAGAGAAGUUUAAAAUCACCAAAGCUUAACUACUGUUUUAAAAGCAGUAAUAUUCAUUUCUAAAGAUCAGACGUGGCACUCUAUCCAGUCUCAAGCAGGCCUGUUUAUAUUUCAGAGAAGUUACAUCAACAUGGUCUAGAGCUUACCAGUGACCCUCUCCGUAAAAAUUAUCUUCUAAGUAGUUUGAGACUUGAGGUGAUUGUGUGGUGGUUACUUUUGAUUGACCCAUUGCUGGCAGUGGGAGCUGAUUUAGGCUGGGUAAAGAGGAAAGCAUUAAAAGAGUUAAGAAAAUUCACUACAGGUUUUUGUUUUGUUUUGUUUUUAAUUACUUUUAAAGGGAAUAUGGAUGAGAGGAGUAAAACAAAAUUCACCAGAAGCUAAGAGUUUUUACCCCCUCAGAACCCACUGUCAUCAGUUUACAAAGUUAGCACUUUGAAGUAAAACUAAAUGGGAAAGGAAGUAAAGUUGCCUGUCCUAUACCGUGACCUUUUAUUACAUGUUUUGCUAUGUAAGUUACCCAGGAAAUAGUUGAGGAGAGUAUCAGAGUUUGCUGUUCACUUAGUGCAUUACUGGUGGGGGUUUGACAUAACUUCUCCCUCUCAGGCAGUUUAAAAAAACAAAAUUUGCUUCUGUAAUGAAAAGAAACAAAUCAAGAGUCAUUCCUAUACUAGAGAAGGGUAAGCCAAAAUUAGCCUCUAGGGCUUUAAUGAAUAUGACCCCUAUAGAAAA
This is a messenger RNA of Hippopotamus amphibius kiboko, 4045 nucleotides long. It is a transcript of the gene DMTF1, whose product is annotated as cyclin D binding myb like transcription factor 1. Gene Ontology annotation, molecular function: RNA polymerase II cis-regulatory region sequence-specific DNA binding; DNA-binding transcription factor activity, RNA polymerase II-specific. Bases 741 to 3023 code for a protein of 760 amino acids. The transcript is spliced from 20 exons. Lineage: Eukaryota; Metazoa; Chordata; Mammalia; Artiodactyla; Hippopotamidae. Gene Ontology annotation, cellular component: nucleus. Gene Ontology annotation, biological process: regulation of transcription by RNA polymerase II. The record is from RefSeq and is a predicted model, not a curated record.